CUGUGAACAUGACAUUCGUGUGUUUUGCAUUUUACAAGUUUGCAUCCAACAAUUUGACCUGAUAAAUGAUUCAAUCCUAUGAUUAAUAAAUAAGUGUAAAUGUUAUUUCACAGGUUCCUCGGAAGUGCGAUAGUGGUAAUCUAUUUAUUAAUCGAUAUAGUUGCGGUUAGCCAAUAUUUGCAGUUAUAACGUCAUGGCAUGCAGUGGGAGUCAAUGCACCUAUAGUACAGAAAAAAGGGUGAACUAUCUCACUCAAGAAAAUGCUGCAGCUUUAGAUCAAGAUUUAUUCAAUGAAUACAAGUUUAGUGUUGAUCAACUCAUGGAGUUGGCAGGGCUGAGUGUAGCUACUGCAGUUGCUCGUGUUUUCCCUGCUUCAACUCAUCGUUCUGCGCUGAUUAUUUGUGGGCCAGGCAAUAAUGGAGGAGAUGGAUUAGUGGCCGCUAGACAUAUGACUCUAUUUGGUUACACAGUUGCAGUAUAUUAUCCAAAGAGAACACCAAAUGUUCUGUACGAAAACCUGCUUUCACAAUGUGAAAGAUUUGGUGUGAAUAUUCUUAAUGACUUGCCACAACCAGAAGAACUUAAAAAUGAGUACAAGCUUUUAGUGGAUGCACUGUUUGGCUUUAGUUUUAAACACCCAGUCAGAGAAGCAUUGAAGCCUGCUUUGGAUGCAUUAAUCUAUUCAGGAUUGCCCGUUUGUAGUGUAGACAUCCCUAGUGGAUGGCAUGUGGAAAAAGGUCCGGAUUCAGAGAACUCCCUUAAACCUGCACUCCUUAUUUCACUAUCAGCACCAAAGCUAUGUGCAAAACCUGAGAUUCUAAUAAAUGUGAAGCAUUUCCUGGGUGGUAGGUUCUUGCCUCCUGGCAUUGUAGAGAAAUAUAAUUUAACAUUGCCAUCUUACCCAGCACAAGACCAAGUGGUGGAAUUAUAACGGAUUAAAUGAAAUUUAUGGAUUUUUUUGUUAUAUUAUGGAAUAAAUAAAAAUAAUAUUAAA
Molecule: messenger RNA, 994 nt
Organism: Pararge aegeria (speckled wood butterfly)
Lineage: Eukaryota; Metazoa; Arthropoda; Insecta; Lepidoptera; Nymphalidae
Gene: Naxe
Product: NAD(P)H-hydrate epimerase
Exons: 4
Coding region: 194-931 (245 amino acids)
Cellular component (GO): mitochondrion
Molecular function (GO): NAD(P)HX epimerase activity
Source: RefSeq, a predicted model, not a curated record